GAGAGAUUGAUUCAAUCUUGGCGAGUGCACGUGAAAUACGCUACAUUGCAACUCGCGCCAACUUCUGUGCUGCACCUCUGCUUCACGCCAAUCCCGUUCAAUAUAUCUUCAUCAUCUUUCCACUCUCCUCUAUCAUUUUUCCAAAAGGGAAACAAAUCUCUUCUCUCUUGCUUUUCGUCUUGCGUUUUUUUGAUAUGGCAGGAACCGGGGUGGUUGCAGUUUAUGGAAACGGGGCUAUAACCGAGACUCACAAAUCCCCUUUCUCGGUGAAAGUGGGGCUAGCCCAAAUGCUCCGAGGCGGAGUUAUAAUGGACGUGGUCACUCCCGAUCAAGCUCGCAUCGCUGAAGAAGCCGGCGCCUGCGCCGUCAUGGCUCUCGAACGAGUCCCCGCCGAUAUCCGAGCCCAAGGCGGCGUGGCUCGAAUGAGUGACCCACAACUCAUCAAAGAGAUUAAGCAAUCCGUUACUAUACCUGUCAUGGCGAAGGCCCGUAUUGGACAUUUCGUUGAGGCCCAGAUCCUUGAAGCCAUUGGCAUCGAUUAUGUUGAUGAGAGCGAAGUUCUUACCCUGGCCGACGAAGAAAAUCACAUUAACAAACAUAAUUUUCGGAUUCCUUUCGUUUGUGGGUGUCGGAAUUUGGGGGAAGCGCUUCGGAGAAUCCGAGAAGGAGCUGCUAUGAUUCGAACCAAAGGUGAAGCUGGAACCGGGAACAUUAUCGAAGCUGUUAGGCACGUCAGGUCCGUGAUGGGUGAUAUCAGGAUUCUUAGGAAUAUGGAUGAUGAUGAGGUUUUUAGCUUCGCUAAGAAAAUUCAGUCACCUUACGACUUGGUUGUGCAGACGAAGCAGCUGGGGAGGCUGCCUGUGGUGCACUUUGCCGCUGGAGGAGUGGCGACGCCGGCGGAUGCUGCUCUCAUGAUGCAGUUGGGUUGUGAUGGCGUGUUUGUGGGGUCUGGCGUUUUUAAGAGUGGUGACCCGGCUAGACGUGCCCGGGCUAUUGUUCAGGCUGUUACCCAUUAUAGUGACCCGGCCGUGCUUGCUGAAGUUAGCUGUGGGCUUGGCGAGGCUAUGGUUGGUCUUAAUUUGAAUGAUAAGAAGGUUGAGAGGUUCGCUGUUCGAUCUGAGUAGUGUAUUUCAAAUUUCUGUGGCUACGCGAAGGAAAUCUUUGUCGUGCAUCCAACAUCGUCUUCAUUAUGUGCUUGUUUUCCAGGUUAUCCAAGUCAAGUGUCGUCUUCCAUAAGUGGGGGUCUACUUCUAUGUCUAAAUGUUCACCAAGUGAAGGAUGUUUUUGUUAACUAUGCUGUUUCGUUCUCUAAAAUUUGAUCUUUAAGCUUGCAAGAAAUUAAACAGCUCGUCUCUGCAUUCUGCAUCUAUACUAAUUGUAAUCUUGAGCUGAAUUAUGCAAUUUUUAUGUAUGAUAUUCUAUUUGCUGACUAAA
Gossypium raimondii (Peruvian cotton) is the source of this 1434-nucleotide messenger RNA. RefSeq names its product probable pyridoxal 5'-phosphate synthase subunit PDX1. Gene Ontology annotation, biological process: pyridoxal 5'-phosphate biosynthetic process; amino acid metabolic process; pyridoxine biosynthetic process. The transcript has 2 exons. Bases 195 to 1124 code for a protein of 309 amino acids. Gene Ontology annotation, molecular function: amine-lyase activity. The record is from RefSeq and is a predicted model, not a curated record. NCBI's taxonomy places the organism in Eukaryota, Viridiplantae, Streptophyta, Magnoliopsida, Malvales, Malvaceae.